Molecule: messenger RNA, 774 nt
Organism: Microthlaspi erraticum
Lineage: Eukaryota; Viridiplantae; Streptophyta; Magnoliopsida; Brassicales; Brassicaceae
Source: the annotation of a GenBank genome assembly
AUGGAAAGGUCUGAAGCAAACAGAAUAGCUGUCAUCUGUUGUGGUGAGAAUUGCAAGUUUAGAGUGUAUUGUUCGUUUGAGCCGCCUAUUAAUAAGUGGAUGGUCAAAGUUUGCAAUAUGCGUCACAAUCACGGGAAAUCCAGCAGGGUUUCGAUGUUGAAGCAAGGAGUGAUCGCAGGGUUAUUUAGAGAAGAGAUAAGAAGGAAUGUAAACCUACAAGCAGCAGUGAUCAAAGACACAAUCAAGGAGCGGUAUAACAUUGUUGUUCCGAUGUCAAAGUGUUAUAGAGGGAGGCGUAUUGCUUUGAAUACUAUCAUGGAAGCUCAAACCACACAAUUUGCUAAGCUAUGGGAUUAUGAAGCUGAACUCAAACGCACACAUCCUAAUAUCAGAACUGAUCUCUGCACAAUCCGUAAAGAUGAUGCAGUGAUUGGUUUGGAUGGAUGCUUUCUGAAAUGGGAGUUGAAUGGUGAUUUGCUUUCAGCUGUGGGAAGAGAUGCUGACAACAGAAUGUAUCCGAUUGCAUGGGCAGUUGUUAGAGGUGAGAAUAAAGACACUUGGGGAUGGUUUAUUAAGAAGCUUAAAGUCGACCUUGGCUUAGGGAAUGGUGAAAACUUCACGAUAAUAUCCAUAAGCAGAAGCUACACAGAAGGAGAGUAUGAAGCUAAGAUGGAGUUGGUUAAGGCAUAUGAUCCUUCUGCGUAUAAUGCUUUACUAGUCACGGAACCUCAUAGGUGGUGUCGUGCUUUCUUUAGUGAAGAGUCACUGUGCUGA